Messenger RNA from Colletotrichum lupini, 3663 nucleotides. RefSeq lists its product as uncharacterized. The transcript has 5 exons. Gene Ontology annotation, molecular function: ATP hydrolysis activity; protein binding. Bases 1 to 3663 code for a protein of 1220 amino acids. The record is from RefSeq and is a predicted model, not a curated record. NCBI's taxonomy places the organism in Eukaryota, Fungi, Ascomycota, Sordariomycetes, Glomerellales, Glomerellaceae.
AUGAGUUUCGGGUUUGGUGUCGGCGAUUUCAUCGCUGUCAUAGACAAGUUGAGACACUGCCACGACAGAUUUUCUGAGGCGCCUGAGCUCGUGGAGAUCAUCGAACCGCUUCUUGAGGAAGCCCAUUGCCCACAGCAGAAUCUCAAUGAUGGGGAGAAAAAGAUACUGGAGGACAUCAUUGAAGGUUCCUACAAGGACUUGAAGAGAUUGAAACAAAUUUUAGACGAUUGCCAGGAACUAAAAAAGCCUCUCGAAAAGAAGAUAUGGGACAAAGCAAAGCUCUUGCAGUUUCUUCAGCGGUUACAAGUCGACCCAAGAGUGAUCAACAACAUUCAAUCGAGUCUGUCCGUCAAGAUUGCACUCCUGAACACCCUCAAGAACGCGUCAGAUAGUCGAGCCAUCCAAAGCACAAAGCAGGCGGUGGAUUCAAUGUACCAUGAGCAAGUCAGUAAACAUCGACAGGAAAUCUUGGAGUGGCUGACGCCAUCCAACUAUUCAUCACAACAACGAGAUUACUUCUCCACAAGGCACCCAGAAACAGCAUCCUGGCUACUAGAGUCCAAGGAAUUUGAAUGGGUAGCAAACAGAGGCCAGACUCUGCUGUGCCAUGGGAUGCCAGGGGCCGGCAAGACCAUCAUGACUUCCGUCGUCAUAGACCAUUUGAUACACCGGUUCCGUGAGGAACCGAGGGUCGGGAUAGCCUACGUUUACUGCAACUUCAAGGACACCGAACGCCAAGAUUGCCACGAUCUCUUGUCUAGUCUAGCGAAGCAGCUGGCGCAAUUCUGCUCUGCAUUCCCUCAAAGUCUUGAGACGCUCUACAACAACCACCGCAAGCGGAGAACUUUGAGAACCAUUCAAGAGACAGGUGAUCUGCUCCAGAUGAUAUCCUCCUGCUACGAAAGAGUGUUCAUUGUUGUCGACGCCUUGGAUGAGUGUGAUAGAAACGCUCUACAAGCUUUUCUUCCAGAAAUCCUCCGGCUACAACAAAGAUCCCAAGUCAAUAUCUUUGCAACCACCAGAGAAAUUCCUGAGAUCUUGGAGUCGAAGGAAUUCGAGAAUUCUAUCUCUGUAGAAAUCAGGGCUAUUGAUGAGGACGUACUAAGAUACACGACAGAUCGUAUGACCCGCAUGCAGAGCUUUGUCCGCAACAACCUUGAUUUACAGAAGGAAAUCAGACACAUCAUUGCAGAAAAGGUUGAUGGAAUGUUCCUGUUGGCGAGACUGCUCAUCGAUGCUUGGUCUAACAAGCUGAGCCCAAAGGAGCUCAGGAAGGCACUCAAAGUCUUUGGAGAAACGAGUGAAAAGGCAAACAUCUACUCAGCCGUAUACAAUGAAGCCAUGAAUCGGAUUAGGUCUCAGCCCUCUGAGCACGUUGAGCUCGCGCUGAACGUUCUCUCUUGGACAACAGGCGCCAAGAGGCCUCUUACAAUCGAAGAGCUGCAGCAUGCCCUCGCCGUCGAAGAGGGAGAAACGGAUAUAGACCAGGAUAACAUCAUACCAGUCGAAACCAUGAUCUCUACAACACAAGAGUACUUCGAGAGGAAAAGACAUCAGUUUUUCCCAGAUAUUGACUCUCAAAUCGCAAUGGCAUGUACCAAUUACCUUUCGAUCAAGAAUGUUUACAAGGUUCCCGGAGACUACGACUCCUACGAAUACGACUCCGACUCCGACUCCGACUCCGACUUCGACUUCGACUUCGACUUCGAGCUCGACAUCGAACGGCGACAUUUGCAAAGUCCCAGAUACAACUUCGCUCCAUUCUUCGACUAUGCAACUCUAUUCUGGGGGGAACACACACGAGAGAGCUCGAUCAUUCCGACAGAAGUAGUUGGGUUUCUUCGGAACCAAUACGCACGUAAUAGAUCCGUUUCGGUGCUGAGACGACUACGUUGGAUGUCACCUUUCCCUCGCACGUCGGCACAAGUGGCAGCAUAUUUCGGGAUUCUCCAACUGUUCACCAACUAUACUCUACCGGAAAUCGACAUGUACUCGGCUGACGAAAGUGGUAAAACCGCGUUAUGGUGGGCUGCCUUCGCAAAUCGGUUAGAUGUUGUCAAGUUUUACCUCGACAGCGACGCCAUCGAGCACACCCCGCUUGAAUCACAUUCACCAUGCACUGAAACUUUUAAGAGAAAAGUAUCGAUUCAGUGUUUUCGAGAAUGCAUGCGAGUAGCUAUAGAAAAACAACACGCGGCUGUGCUAGAAGCCUUUAUCGGGUUCACCGCUGAGCGAAGGCUCAAUGGGGAUCCCGAGCAGGACAAGGAGUCAUGCAUCUUCUCACAGCCUAUCAACCAGAAUGAUGUCUAUUGGCUCAACGAGGUAUAUGAAACCAGAUCCUACUGGUGGGACCAUUCCAGGCAGUACCGCGACGGAUUUAUGUUUGCCGAAGAACCCCCCGUGACUAUAAUUUGCUGGAGGGUAGUUGUCUACUUCAUACGCGGCAAAGUACUCGACCAAAAUCGUCACGAAUGGUUGCCACACGUCAUUUUGGCAUUCCUGGACUCUUUGAGAUACUCGAAAUACUCGGACUCACAGAUUUACUUGAAAUAUUGUUCAGCUAUCUCAACCUUAGCGGAUGGAGGGCGAACCAUCUCGUUGAAUGUCAUGCUUGACGAGCUGUUACUACUCAUUUCCAGAGGAGAAAGCUUUGACUAUAGUGAGAUCUCACUAUUGGAUCAAGGGCUCACUGAGACUCUGAGACUGCUUCUGAAGCUAGGGGCCAACCUCGAUACGUCGAAUAGCAUGGGAAGGAUACAUUGCGCACUCGCUCUUAUGGGAUUCCACUCAGCGUUGAGGUUUCUUAUGACACAAGGGGCUUGCGUUUAUACUUGGGAUGCAGGCGAGGAGAUUCUCACAUCAGUGGCCAGCAUGACGGGCAAAGGGUCAGCUUUGUCGGCGCUCAUGAGUGGUGCAGUCAUUACUGAAAGACACGACUCGAACAUGCAAGAACCCAGUAUUCAGAACCCUGCAUCAGUUGAUGUAGAGAAGAAUAUUACAGUCGCUCUUCAACUUCUCGUAGAGAUGGGAGCGGAUAUUGGAGCCCAAGACCACCGCGGCAAGACACCGGUAUACUGGGCCAUCGUCUCUAGGAAUAUCCCAGCUCUUCAUUUCCUGUUAGAAAAGAAUGUCGAAGCAGAGGUCAAAUCAACUGGGGGGAAGCGCCCUUUACUACAGGCUGCUGCGAAGAGCAGCAUGGCGGUUGUGGAAGUUAUUCUUGACCAUAAUGCCGAUAUCGACGCUACAGAUGAGGAAGGACGAACUGCAUUAUCAUGGGCUGCAGGUUGCGGCAAUCUCGCGGCUGUGCAACUUCUUUUGAAGAACGGUACCAAGGUUGACGUCCCGGAUAAAGGUGGUCGAACCCCCUUGGCUUGGGCAUGCAUAGCGCAAAACACAAAUGAUCAAAUCAUCCGGACUCUUCUGGCACACGGCGCCAGCCCAGACAUUGGGGGCAGCGCCGGUGCUAUAUGGUUUUACGCUCGUCAAAAAUUUGAUCUUGCCAUCAUUGAUAUGUUUUGUCAGUGUGGUUUUGACAUCUGCUCAAAGGACGAUUGGGGGAGAACGUUGCUGUCCUAUGCUGCGAUACAUGGAUCUGCGAAAGGUUUCAAGAUGGUCCUAGAGUCGACAAAUCUCAACUUGAACUCGAAGGACGACCUCGGAUGA